AUGGCCACAGCUGGAAAGGGCAGCAAGGCCAAGGGGGGGGCCCUGCGCUUCGCCCCUACUGCCCCCCCAGAGGGGACACACGUCCACUUUGAGGACAAACUGCACGACUCGCCUGUGAUGGUCCCACGGGAGAAGGAUGGCAGCUUCCUCGUCAAGGUGGGAUUCCUGAAGAUCCUGCACAAGUACGAGAUCACGUUCCUGCUGCCCCUGGAGCAGAGCCCUGGGCGGGACCUGUGUGCCCUCCCCGUGCCCAACCCCAACCUCCGUGUGCUCGCCAUCACCUCCCUGCCAGAAGGCCACAGCGUUCGGUGUGAGUACACAGCACACAGGGAGGGAGUGCUGAAGGAGGAGCUGGUCCUGGUAGGACAUGGGCAGGGACAGGGACACGGGCACGGACAGAUGCACGGACACGGCAUCAAGGUCACCGUCCAGGCACGGGUCAUGG
Acanthisitta chloris (rifleman) is the source of this 445-nucleotide messenger RNA. RefSeq names its product chromosome unknown open reading frame, human C20orf27 (gene ADISSP). The annotation marks the transcript as partial. The record is from RefSeq and is a predicted model, not a curated record. NCBI's taxonomy places the organism in Eukaryota, Metazoa, Chordata, Aves, Passeriformes, Acanthisittidae. The transcript is spliced from 4 exons.